This is a messenger RNA of Pelodiscus sinensis (Chinese soft-shelled turtle), 4939 nucleotides long. Lineage: Eukaryota; Metazoa; Chordata; Testudines; Trionychidae. The record is from RefSeq and is a predicted model, not a curated record.
ACUAUUAAAGUAUUCCCAGUUAAACUUUGAUUUGCAUAUUGUUAAAGAAGCUAUAUAGAAACUAAAAGUGACACACACAAGUUUGAUGGCUUUAGAGUGGUGUAUGUAGCUUUGACAGUGUAGAGUUGCAAUAUGGUCUGGUAACUGUUGCUAGACUUAACAUUGAUUCAUGGAUAGAGAGGAGAAUAAAAGGACCUGGACUAUUGACAUUAUACAACAACAACAACAAAAUCAUUCUCAUGAGCACUGAAAACAAUUAUUUUCUUUUCAGCUGUGUCAGAGUAGAAGAGCACCAUGCUGUUGACAUUGAUCUGUACCACUGCCCAAAUUGUGCAGUUCUGCAUGGACCCUCCUUAAUGAAGAAGAGGAGAAACUGGCAUAGACAUGACUACACAGAGUUUGAUGAUGGUACCAAACCAGUCCAAGCUGGAACACGAACUUUUGUUAAACAGCUACGAGCUCGCUCAUUCCCAAGUGCUGACGAAAUCAUUUUGAAAAUGCAUGGCAGCCAGCUGACACAAAGGUACCUGGAAAAACAUGGGUUUGAUGUCCCUAUUAUGGUUCCUAAAUUAGAUGGUCUAGGACUCAGACUCCCUCCCCCUACUUUUUCCGUGUUGGAUGUGGAACGCUAUGUUGGCGGUGACAAAGUGAUAGAUGUAAUUGAUGUGGCAAGGCAGGCAGACAGUAAAAUGAAGCUUCAUAAUUAUAUUAAGUAUUUCAUGAAUCCUGAUCGACCAAAAGUAUUAAAUGUGAUCAGUCUGGAGUUUUCAGACACCAAGAUGUCUGAAUUGGUGGAAGUCCCAGACAUUGCUACAAAGCUUUCAUGGGUGGAAAACUACUGGCCAGAUGACUCUGUCUUCCCAAAACCUUUUGUUCAGAAAUAUUGUUUGAUGGGAGUUCAGGACAGCUACACUGAUUUCCAUAUUGAUUUUGGGGGCACAUCAGUCUGGUACCAUGUUCUGUGGGGUGAGAAGAUCUUCUACUUGAUCAAACCUACUGAUGAAAACCUGGCUCGCUAUGAAUCUUGGAGUUCCUCUGUCACUCAAAGUGAAGUCUAUUUUGGGGAUAAAAUAGAUAAAUGUUACAAAUGUGUGGUGAAACAAGGACAUACCUUAUUUGUUCCUACAGGCUGGAUUCAUGCAGUGCUUACAUCUCAGGACUGUAUGGCUUUUGGAGGAAACUUUUUGCACAACCUCAAUAUUGGCAUGCAGCUCAGGUGUUAUGAAAUGGAGAAAAGGCUAAAAACCCCAGAUCUUUUCAAAUUUCCUUUCUUUGAAGCCAUCUGUUGGUUUGUGGCCAAAAAUUUACUGGAAACUUUAAAAGAACUGAGGGAAGAUGGUUUCCAGCCCCAGAACUUCUUAGUACAAGGAGUGAAGGCUUUACUUAGUGCUUUAAAGUUAUGGAUGAAAAAAGACCUUGUAACCGAACAUGCCUUUGAAAUUCCAGACAAUGUUAGGCCUGGGCAUCUCAUUAAAGAACUCUCUAAGGUGAUUCGCUCUGUAGAGGAGGAGAACAGCAAACCAGUUAAAACUCAGGGAAUUCUUGGUAUUUGCCCAGUUUCACGAUCCUCACACGAAGCAACCUCUCCUCCCCAUUCCAGAAGAAAAGUGAGGAAACUGCGAGAUCAUGCAACCAAAGUUCCUUCUAAUCUGGAUAUUCUGGAGCUUCACACAAGGGAGGUACUCAAAAGGCUGGAGAUGUCUCCCUGGGAGGAGGACACAGCAAACUCUAAAAUGAAAGGAAGAUUUAACAAGCCCUUUCAGCCAUCUUCUACGGUACCUGAAUGGAGAACAAAGGACAAUGAUCUACGCCUUCUACUUUCAAAUGGAAGAAUAAUUAGAGAUGAGCGACGACCAUUUACAGAUCAAAGUCUUUACACGGCAGAUAGUGAGGAUGAGGAUGACAGGACGAGGUCAAAAAUGACAAAGACUAUUAAGAUGGAAGACCAGAGUUCAGAGUUGGAAGAACAAGGGACUGCAGAUGCCCAGAAACCACUGAACAUGUUCUUUGAAAGUGUGAAAUCAGAACUCAGGAAUGGAUCUUCAGAAUAUUCUGAUAUUUCCGAUUCAGAAGAAUCUGAGCCUGAUUGCACUACUCAGCAAAAGAAUUCCUCUACAGAGGAGUCAGAAUGCUCAGGUGAUGAAGAGAAACAGGAGGUAACAUCAAAUUUCAAUGAGGAAUCUAAAAUAAGGGACCUCUGUCAAACUACCCAGAAGCCAUCAAAAAAUGAAACUCCAAGUAAAGGGGAAUGUCCUACCUCGACAAGUACAGAAGAAGAAGCUAUUCAGGGCAUGCUUUCUAUGGCAGGAUUGCACUAUACCACAUGUUUACCAGGUCAUACACAAAGCACAGACUGCACAGUUAAAAGAACCUCUCAUCAGGAACACAAAAGUUACCCCAGAAGUCGGCAUAAGGACAGGCAGCCAUCCCAGAGUCAUAAAACAGAAUGUGGUAAGCUCAUGAAAGAAGAGGAAAGAGGCUUGGGGUCUUCAGUAUGGGCAAGACAGCUAAAUGCAACUUCCAGGGUUACUCCUCAGGAUACAAAUAAAUCUCAGAAAUAUAUUAAGAAGAUGUGUGCAUCAGAAGCUAGUCAUAAGGUUCAGGAGAAUAGAAAUUUUACACACAGCAAUGGCUUGAGCUUCCAACAUGGCAAGUACACGCGGGACUCCACCUUGAUCCAAGGGGAGUGUCGGUUGAGUGAUGGCAGUCUCAGCCCUGACAGGCCAUACGGUGAGACGUCCUUAUCUGUACCCCUUCACCCAACCAAGAGGCCAGCAUCAAAUCCACCCCCUAUCAGCAACCAGGCCACAAAAGGCAAGCGUCCAAAGAAAGGAAUGGCAACUGCCAAACAGCGCCUUGGGAAGAUCCUUAAGCUGAACCGAAAUGGCCAUGCACGCUUCUUUGUUUGAUGUAGCUGCUACUACUACUACUGCUGUCUUUUCUUCACAGCCAGUAUUGAGGACAGCAGAGCCUGGAGCUGCUGCUGUUCCUAUGCCUGAAGCAGACUUGCAUGUACCUUGUAGAACACUGCCUAAUGAACAAAAAAACCAAUGCUGCAUUUUCACUGUGCCACACCUGCUCAGCAAUAACCAUUUGGGAAUGGGGAAAUCUUCAGAGAGACAAUGGACUAGGAAACAGUCUCUCAUCAGGGCUUGAAUAUCACUUUGUUGCUGGUAGUGUCUGAGCUAAUUCAUGAGGGGAAGGUGAUAAAGGUGGUAUCCAUAAUUUAUUUCUGACAGAUUUUUACAACUUUUAAAUUCCUUUUAAUUAUUUAUUUGGAAAUUUUUUUUGUGGGGUUUGUUAAUUUAGAUUAAAGAAUGUGAAGGUUUUUAAUUGUUCUUGAUAAUGUAUGUUUGGUGCAGUGGAGAGCCACGUUAAUGGUGAUUAGUCUGGACUCCUAAAUUUGAUAUUCAGGUUAUAGUCUUAAACAGGGAUGUGAUGCAUUAUUAAUUUUAAAUGAAGUCAUAUGGAAUCAUAUUAUAUUUUUUCUGCUCUUUAUAAGCUAUUGGUUAGACUUCUGUUGACUUGUAAGGUACAUGGUCUCUGCCAGUUUAGUUCCCUUAGCCUCUCCCCAUUAUGCACACAUUACUGAUUCAUCCAAAAUGAAGAAGCAAAGACUUUUCUGGCUACAAGGAGAGUAUGAUUAUUCAAAUUCAAUAGCUAAUAUAUCUUCCUUCCCUAAAAUUGGGGUUUCUGCUCUUCUUCCUGAUGUGGUUGGUGUUCGGUCCAGGCCUUAGAAAAUAAAAUGGUUGAGAUUUUUUGUUUACACAAUUUAGUAUAAAUGUUAGUACAUAGGAAAGCAGCUUUUAUUUUUUUCCCUCAAGUAUGGGAGAGAGUGCAAUAUAAUGGGCUAAGUUUCAUAUUUUAGAAUAAUUUUGUUGAUUGAAGAAACAGUUCUUAAAAUAUCAAUUGCAGAAUUAAGAUUUAGCUGAUUACUUCCUGUGGUGGGUUGAGGGAACAUAAAAAUCAGUGAUAGUCAUUAGUAUACUUCAGAAAUAUUUUCUACUGAGGAACUAAGGAGGCAGUUAACAUGUGCUGCUUGCAAGGCUGCAGUUGACAGCCAAUGAGAGUCUUAACUGGUGCAUAUGUAAGUGUUGAGUUUAGUAGCUAGCUGAUCUCAGAAUGAUCAUUUGUGCCAUGCUUUACAUAGAGCUGAUAGUAAAUGCCAAUUCUGAAUUACCUGUAAAUAAUGUUGAUUUUAAAUUUGUAUUUUUCUGUAAUAUAAAAUUAAAUAUUUAAACUUUUCAGGGUGGGGUGAGAGGGGAACCACUUUACUUGAUUCUGUAAAAAGGGCAUUUUGCAGGGUCCAGCCAAAAGUAAAACAUUGCUGUACUAGAGUUACCAUCUUGGAUUUUUCCUGUAUAGUGAGAGUGAAAUGGUUUGACUCAGCUAUCGAAUUUCUUGAUUUGUCUUCACUCCACUCAGUUUGCCUGUCCUCCAUAUUCUGUCCUAGAUAGCUUCUCCCUGCUGCGCUUAAACAAAUUCAGUUUUAGUUUCCAGAUUUACAUGUAGAUAUAUAUCCUUGUAUACAGUAGAUUAGAGUAUGAAUAGUGCCCUUGGGAAUGUAUGGAUAUGUAUGCUGUCAGGAUUUCAUGAGUAUUACAAGUUCAGUACUAGCUAGUUGAGGAUCAAAAUGCACUCUGGUUAUGUAUAGGGCAAAUAGAAUUUGUCUCUUUUCUUUUUCCAGAACUUGCAAAUUAUUGUUUUUCUUUAUCCCAGCUCAGCUUUUGGAUUUGAUUUGAAAGUAGUGUAUGCAUCAAAGUUAGUUUAUUAUUCUAAUCCACAGCCAAAAACACAUGAAUUCAUACUCUGGCAGGCCAUUUUUAUUAGUACAUGCCACCAGCUUUGUUUAGAAUGCUGGGGAAAGAAAACAAUAAAAAUGAUGCUAACUACCAACUACCAAGAAGACAAGGAGAAGUGACUAUACAGGUUCCAAAAG